Messenger RNA from Bipolaris zeicola 26-R-13, 1173 nucleotides. RefSeq lists its product as uncharacterized. Gene Ontology annotation, biological process: positive regulation of transcription from RNA polymerase II promoter by glucose. The transcript has a single exon. NCBI's taxonomy places the organism in Eukaryota, Fungi, Ascomycota, Dothideomycetes, Pleosporales, Pleosporaceae. Bases 1 to 1173 code for a protein of 390 amino acids. Gene Ontology annotation, molecular function: sequence-specific DNA binding. The record is from RefSeq and is a predicted model, not a curated record. Gene Ontology annotation, cellular component: nucleus.
AUGGCUGCCGCUGCUCCCAAGCCCGUGUCCAACAUUGCCAUGGCCUUUGGGCGAAAGGACAGUGGACAUGCUACCUCUACCGGCACUCUGCCUACGCCCCCUAGCUCCAUUUCUCCCACGCUGCCUGCACACAAGCGACGCCCCAUGCCUGUGGCUGGGCGCGUCCAUACACCAGAUGAUGAGUCUAUGGAAAUAGACCUUCAGGACGCGGUGGAGCACGCGGCGGCCCAGGACCAGCCCUCUGCUCUUUCCAAGGAGGCGCUGGCCGGCCUCGACGCGACGCGCCAAAUCACUGCGCUGAUGCUGGCCAAGCACCACCUGCCAGACAUCCUCGUCGGCCACGGCGCAAUGCCCAUCCGCGAGAUGAUGGCCCAUUUGACUCAUGUUGUGCCUGGCUUCUCGGGACUCCCCCCAGCAAAGGCUCGCAGACUAGUCGUAGCCGCGCUGGAACACCGCGCGGGCGGCGGCCUUCACGGCGAGGUCAAGUUUGAAAAGGUCGGCUGGGGGCGCUGGAGUGUGGCAGGCUCUGGCGCAAAGGCUCAGGGAGUACCCAUCGGUGGCAAGCGCUCUGGAAAUGGGCAGACGCCGCCGGACAGCGUCGAUAGUACAGGAGGUAGUCUGCAAAUACCGAGGCUGCGACAGGAACGUGACGUUUACGCCGGUAGCUGGAAUGCGGGCUCGUGGUCACCCCACCGUCAGGAUGACGACGAAGAAAUGGCGGACCAGAUGUCGCUGGACGACUCUGACGACAGUUCCGACUCUGAUUCGGCCUCGGACAUGGAGCUGGAAGAAGAGUUGAAUGACGACACGGAUCAGGAAGACUGGGCGACCAUGGGGCCUGAAGCUCUUCGCGAGACCCGCUGCGGUCCGCGCCGAGAACACCGUGACUACAACUAUCUAAGCCGAACUCAGACGAGCAACCCGCGCUACCGGAAUUCAUCCGCCCAGGCCCACUCUCUGCCUCAGCACUCGCUCGCGCGCACUCAGACGCCCACCACUCUGCAUCACCAAUCUUUUCUUGCUCCUCACCAUGCAUCCCGCGGUAAUCACGCCGUGAACGCGGGCUCUUCCCUCACGACUGUUUUCAAUGCAUCCUCUAUGACUAGUCCUCUUACCGGUUCCGGCGCUGAGCGUGACGCCAUCGAAGCCCUCAUCGCAAUGGGUUCUAUGUAG